Amoebophrya sp. A120 is the source of this 1989-nucleotide messenger RNA. The record is from the annotation of a GenBank genome assembly. Lineage: Eukaryota; Dinophyceae; Syndiniales; Amoebophryaceae.
GCUCAAACACCGUGUGCCGAUCUGAUCUCUAUCUUCGAUGAAAUUUGUUCACUUCUCCUCGAAGAAAAGUAUUGUUGUGAAAGACAAGGUGGAGCAGCAACCGUGCUGCAUCAGGUCGCAGACCCUCGUUUGGAACGUGUUCUACUGCGUGAUUGCUGCUGUUUAUUCUUGUGCGCCGCCUCUUCGACGUAGUCUCAAUUUCAACCGUCGUUGGUGGUUCUUUGAGAUCUGCUUCAUUCCGGCACACAACUCGUGGAGAGGACAUUGGUUUUCAACCGGUACAACUUCAAACGCGCACCGACCACUACCAACUAGAUCCAUCACCGAUGCGUUCGUUGUGUAAGAUUUUCUGAGCACCACGCAAACCCAUGGCGCGUAGCGGGGACCGACCGCGGUGGAAGACGUGGUCUUUGGGCUGCGCUCGGCAAUCUUGUCGUCUGUUUUCCGCCGCGCUCGUCGGGGUAUUGCUUUCCUUUACUUCUACGAAUGUGAGCGCCGUUGCGUUUCUCGCAAAGCAGCCUGUGCAGGAACCAGCGCUGACGAAAAGUUUCCAGCUGCCCGAAAAUCCGCCGGUGUCAGAGUCGAAUGAGCUACCGAUACCAAUAGCAAAUAUGUCUGGGCCACCUGGAAGUUUGGAUGCUGAAGCACGGACGGUGAUGAAACAUUUUCCGAUGCAGCCACGGAGCGCAAGUUUUUACCUGUGCUUAAUAUCUCUGACGAACUGCGUUUUUGCGAUGAAAAACGAAACUGCGCGCUUGCGGGUUAUGCAAUAAGUACUUGUUACAGAUUUUCUGGGAGUGUGCGACCAGCGUUACAAAUUCAACCUUUCUCCCGUCCUAGAUGCAUUUGCGACGCAUAGCCGACGCAGAAAAUCUAUUUGCACCAACUGAUGAACUGCGACGACCGGGGCGCGGAGUUUACGAGUGGUGGAAACGCUUUCUACCAGGACUUUCAGCCCUACAUCCACAACACGCACUCGGUGACCAUUUGCGGGCAAAGUACCUUCUGGUACUACUCGACGCCAGACAUGGACCAACGAGCGAUUUUGGGCGGCAUCCGGCGGUGCGAGCAGGACAAUACCUUGGGGUAAAAACGUCCCCACGAUUCGAAGAUGGUCAAGAUGGGAAAUUGUUCGCUGCAUAAAUCCAGAGGUUUUAUUGCGAACUCCGCGCGACAAAUUUGGAUACUGCCCACUGUAAGUAGUCGUGCGUUGGUACUUAUAAAUCCCGCAUAACAAACAUGUAUUUGGAUUGCAGGACCUUUAAUUCCGAAAUCAUACCAUUAGAAAAUGUUUUUCAUUUUUUGAUGAUUUGGGACUCCGCGUGAGAAACAUCCUGAGCAUGCAAGUUUGCUGCAAAUCUUCUAGCUAGGGGUCGUGGUGACGUUUUUACCGACGAUACACAACGCGGUCAAAUCAACGGACUCGUGCACGUGUUACGACCUUCCGCAGGCGCAGGGGAACCUCGUGGAGAGCUUCACUGUGGAAUACUGUUAAAAUUGACAGUUAUCUCCUGAGCAAUAAACACGAAGAGGAAAGUGUUUCCUCUAGUUUACACACAAAGAUUGUGAUGCAGAAGAAACUUGGUCAACACAGAGAACGAAGCUACGUUAUAUGCGGAAGAUGCUCCGGAGCAUCGCUUGAUGCAUGCCUUCUUGUGUAAUCUUCGUAUUGCAGUAGAUCUAGUCACUCAGAUCAAAUCUGUGUUGCUAAAGGGGCAAUAAAGGUGUGUAAGUGGUGCUGUCGUGAUGCUUUUCUCUCAAUACAAUGAUGAAAGUGUUAAUAUGCACGAGGCAGUUGUACAGUCUCCGCAGAUUUUGGUUUGUAAGCUGAAUUUUUUUCCAAUUCGAUCCACUAACUUACUACUUGAAACCGCAAUUCUUUUUCCAUUCAUUUUGCGACCUAGCAAGAAAGUCAAGUGGGUGUACAUGUCUUCGCUCCCAACCAGAAGGAAAAAUGACCGCGUGCAAACUUGCACGACAGAUACAAAA